Messenger RNA from Fusarium falciforme, 1842 nucleotides. RefSeq lists its product as hypothetical. The record is from RefSeq and is a predicted model, not a curated record. The transcript is spliced from 6 exons. Bases 16 to 1842 code for a protein of 608 amino acids. NCBI's taxonomy places the organism in Eukaryota, Fungi, Ascomycota, Sordariomycetes, Hypocreales, Nectriaceae.
CAGAGUCGUGCAAAGAUGGAGGAGCAACCAGACUUGGCCAUCUCGGUCGAUCUGGGAACCACCUUCACAGGUGUUGCCUGGAUGAGGCGAGGAGCUCCCAUCCAGAUCGUCAGCGACUGGCCCGGUAGCGACGACCGAGGUGAUCGCAAGGUGCCGACGACGCUGAUAUACAACGCCGACGGGAGCAUAUCAUCCUGGGGCUUCAUGUGCGCCGACGACGACGACACUUCACCGGCCAAGACGCGCCGCGACUUCUUCAAGAUCUUCCUCGAUCCGGACAUGCUCGCCGGUGCUCAGCAGCAGGGUCUGUCCAACGCGCCUCGCAGCGUCGACGAGGCUCGCCAAUUCGUAAGCGACUACCUCGGAAAGGUAUACGCUCAUCUCAAGGACAGCAUUGAGAUGCGCAUGGGUAUCAAACACGUUGGGGGUUGGAAGCCAAUGGCUGUGACCUUUCUGUUCAGUGUACCGACCACUUGGACGAGCAUGGCCAUCACCAAUGUCUUCAAGGGCGCCAUCCACGACGCCGGCUUUGGUAUCGAGGGUCCGCGACACUCGGCUCUUGUAGAUCUCACAGAAUCCGAGGCCGCAGCCGUUGCGACUCUCAAGACCGGCGCCAUCGACCUCAAAACAAACAACAUCUUCCUAACCGUAGACGCAGGUGGUGGAACAACAGACCUAGCCCUCAUGCGCGUCACUUCGACAGAUGCCAACUUCCCGCGAAUGUCCCCAGUUGCCGCUGUCAGCGGCGUGGGCGUAGGCUCAUCCCUCAUCGACCGUGCCUUUGCCAGACUCGUAGCCCAGCGGCUAGCUGCAAAUCCAGACUUCAAACUACCCGUCGACUUUGCAGUGCGAAUGGCCCGAAGCCCCGGCUUCAAGAGUGUCAAGCACAAGUUUGGCGAGCGGGUGUACAUGCAGCAGGUAUACAAGAUCCUCAUGGAGGGCGUGGGAUUUGACGUCAACCAUGCUGGUCUCCAAAUCGAGAAUGGACGGAUGCUAUUUUCCUUUCAAGAAAUCCAGGCCCUAUUUGACGUCCAAAUCGAAGCCAUCACCAGGCGGAUAAGAGAGCGGCUCGACUGGCUUGCAGAAAAGGGGCAUAGGGAACAAGUGGAGUAUAUCAUCCUCUCGGGAGGCCUAGGGAGCUCAGCGUACGUGCGCGAGAUGCUCCAACAACAUCUAACAAGCCUCCAACACCCGAACGCCCGCAACAUCAUAGUUAUCCCCUCACAAGAGCCACAACUCGCCGUUGCCCGUGGCGUCCUUGAAAACAAGAGGCAGAUGAUGGAACCGGGCAACAAGUCUGUCCUCUCAAAUUGGAUUGCCCGCGCAAGUUACGGCGUCAUAGUCCAAGAGGUGUACUCGCCAGCCAAGCACUUUGACGAGGACGUCCGGGUAGAUCCUUUUGAAAGAGGCAAGAAGUGGGCAAUAAAUCAGAUCCAGUGGUUGAUCAAGAAGGGGGACAAGGUCAGCCCUGAUACUCCCAUAGUCCAUAGCUUCGAGAUCAGGUUGAAGGAGGGAGACACGACAAGAGCUUGGAACGCCGAAAUUGUCGUCUCUAACAACGAAUCAGACUGGCUACCCCGAAGCCUCAGGCAAGCCGGGGCAAUGAGGCUCUGCUCGGUAAGGAGUAACCUCGCCGGUAUCCAACAGCACCAGCUCGUUCUCAAGGAGAAGCGAGGAACCUGCUUCCGUCGUGGUGUCAAGUUCUACAUCUGCCGCUUCGACGUCCGUGUUAUCGUAGCCCCAGCAGAUCUCAGGUUCGAGCUAUGGUUUGGCGGCACAAAGUUCUCGGGCAAUCAUCAGCCCAUCGCUGUCCAGUGGAACGCUGCAGGGGAGCAAAUGUAG